AUGGGUGAAAAUUAUAAAUCACUUAGCUACUGCAAAGGAAUUAGCUUUACGACUUUUGACAACGUUCCUUCUGAAAAGCAAUCAAAUGAUUUUUUUGACGACCUUGGUGGAAAUAAAGUAAACUGUAACUCAGGAUAAUAUAAACCGUGUCAUGAGAGGCGAUAACUCUUACAGUUGGUCUGACUACGGUCAAGACGUGCUUAAAAUUAUGUACCCAUGGAUUGCCUGUAUUGCUGCAGCCCUAAUCGUUUUCAUUUUGGCUAUUCUUUACCGAUGUAUCAAAAAGAUGUGCUGUAAAAACAAAAUAAAGGCUUCAAAUAAAUAUGUCAGAAGGACAUGCAUUCUCGGAACAGUUGUAUUUACUGGCUUAGCUAUUGCCAGUGUCUCAAUUCUUCUUUGAUACACAGAUUAUGUAUAUCAAGGAAUCCAGCAGGUUCGCUGCGCUUCGGGUAGAAUUCCACAUGAAAUCAUAUAUGGAAGCAAAAACGAAAGUUGGGUAGGCCUUGAUCAAGGAAUUGCAGACACUGACGAAGUUAUUGAGCAGCUUAAUUACAACUUCCCUACUGACACUCUAGAAACAUGGGCCGGCUCUGACUGAAUGAAUGAUGCUGAUGAUGAUAUUGAGACGCUAAUUAACGCUUACUAUGACAAGUAUAAUGGAAAGUAAGAAAUAUUUAGACAAGUCGCAAAUCCAAAUCCACUAGCAGCACAGGGGUCAACAGUCGUGACAAAUUAUACAAACCAUUUAGGUCCAACUGACGAUAAAGAAACUUUUUCAGGGAUUAUUAUGUAUGAGUCUGACGCCAAGUUGAUACAAGUCAUUGAGGUCAUGAUUGAAAUAAAGAAUACGACUCUAGAUUCGCUUAGCCAGAUGGAAGAAAUCACGAAUGAGCUAGAAGAGUCCAAAACCAGCUUAGUUGAGUUCAAGAAUGGGACUGAAGACAUAAAUGAUCACAUCAAAGACUGGAUAUUGGACCAAAAUGAGUGGGUGAAAGGCUCUUGGAAUGUCAUGUAUUCUUCUGAAAUGGCCAUUGGAUAUAUCAUUCUCAGCAGCACAAUUUUAACGUUAACUAUAGUUCUGCUAGGACUAUAUAGGCAUGCGAAGUUCUUGCACUGCUGCUGGAUUUUCUUUGGGUUCCUAGGAGUGCUUGGAUUUAUAGCUACCACUCUCAUAGUUGGGGCUAGUGUCGGCCUGCAUGAUUCAUGCCGCUUUGCUAAAGAUGCGAUAACUACCAAAGGUCUGCACGAAUAUACAGUACUUUUCCCCGAAGAUACUGCAGAUUAUUUAAAUGUCUGCUUUAAUGAAGAUGGAGAUUUAGCAAAAUAUCUAAAUUUGACUGAAGAGCUUUCCUACGCCUAUGCAAUUCUUAAUAUGUCCUCAGAAUUUCAGAACUAUGAUAUCAAUGCAACAUACCUGACUACUUUUGAAUCAGUCAAAAUCAAUGAAAAAGCUGUAAGCGUUACUUAGGCCACGUUUUAUCAAACUAAUUACCUUUAUACAGUAGAUCCAUCUGUCAGCGAGGAAGACCAGCCAGCAACUGUUUUAGCGUUAUUGAAUAGCUGGAGCAAUUAUGAUUACGAUGAUAACUCAUUACAGAAAGUUGAAGGAAAAUGCACAACUUUUAGCGUUGACGAGUGGGUGAUUGAAGAAAGCCAAUGCGAAGAUGGUUAUACCUAUGUGAAUUCUUCCGAUCCAAGUAAUAACGUUGGAAAGCCCUCUUGCCUUGUUCUAACUGAAUGGACCUCAGAGAACGUUACAAGCAGAUAUUCAGGAUAUUUGCAGUGCUCAGCUGUAAACCCAUUUAAUACAGUUGAAAAUACAAUUCUUCAGUAUCAUAACCAAUUUGUGGUAUACAUGGAAAGUGUUGACACUUUAUUUACUCAGAUAAGUGGGGAUUUAGUAGCACUUAAUACAGCGCUUGUAGGCUAUGGAGAUAAAACAGCCAAGCAGGCAGAGAAAGCUGAAUAUUACUUCAAUGUGGAUUUAGCUGACCUAAUGAAUGCUUUGUUUGGGCAAGGAACUGGGCUUCUUUCAGAGCUUAAUUGCGGCUUUAUUAAGUCUAUUUAUGAUGAUUUGAACACUUCAGUCUGCAAAAAUGUUGUUCCUAGUAUGCUGUUUUUGUUUACGUUCGGAACAAUUCUUAGUAUCUCAGCUUUACUCUUAAUGUUCACAAAUCUCUAUUUAUCUCGUAGAUUGAGAAAGCCUAAUUUACUAACUACCCCACUAGCUGGCAAAGCAAUUAGAAAAAAUUUCUGUUUGGGAAAUAAUCCCCUUUUUUAGAGAGCAAAUUAUUCUAAUAUAAAUAUUUUUUACAAAUAAAUGGUUUAUAUCUAUUAUAGUUAUAAUAAUGGAUAUCUAGUAAAUUAUAUUAAAUUUUCUUUUGAUAUUAAAAUCUAGGUAAAAAACUUAUAUAUAAAAUUAAAAAAGAUUAAGAUUUUAA
Messenger RNA from Blepharisma stoltei, 2441 nucleotides. The record is from the annotation of a GenBank genome assembly. NCBI's taxonomy places the organism in Eukaryota, Ciliophora, Heterotrichea, Heterotrichida, Blepharismidae.